This is a messenger RNA of Daktulosphaira vitifoliae (grape phylloxera), 1481 nucleotides long. Its product is annotated as platelet-activating factor acetylhydrolase-like. The record is from RefSeq and is a predicted model, not a curated record. Gene Ontology annotation, molecular function: 1-alkyl-2-acetylglycerophosphocholine esterase activity. Bases 158 to 1366 code for a protein of 402 amino acids. The transcript has 9 exons. NCBI's taxonomy places the organism in Eukaryota, Metazoa, Arthropoda, Insecta, Hemiptera, Phylloxeridae.
AAAACCAUUCACUCGCAAAACUAGUUUCAAGGUGUAAGUGCGCGUUACUCUCGAUCAAGUAAAAAAUCACGGACCCGUAUCGAGUAUAUUUGUAAUACACAUAUAUAUAUAUAUAUGCCGGGACUAAAAGUACAAAAAACCUAUAACAUAUUAAACAAUGGGAACUAAUAAACCAUAUAAACAUCAUAUACCAUUUCCUUCAGGUCCUUUUGCAACAGGAUGCAUAGAAUUAAUGACCGAAUAUAGUGCAGAAGGAUGUUUUGCCAGGAUAUUUUAUCCGACUGACAUAUCGUCUAAUAAGUUAAAUGAAUAUUCAGAUAAAUGGAUUCCAUGGAUACCAGAUGAAACGUAUUUAAAAGGUUUUGCUGAAUGCUUGCGCAUCCCAUUCUGUAUAUUUAAAUAUGGCCCAAGUAUAAUCAGACUAAAACCAUAUUACAUACCAACUAUAUUUGAAGCACAGCCGUCUAAAACAUUAAAAUCAUUUCCAAUAUUUAUAUUUUCUCAUGGAUUUGGAGCAACUAGAUUUGUUAAUUCAGAAUAUUGUAAUUCUUUAGCAUCACAUGGGUUCUUCGUUGUUGCUAUAGAACAUAGAGACACGUCUUCUCCUGCUACUUUUUACUAUGAUUCACCAGAAAGUGCAAAAAAUGACAACCGUACAUGGGUUAAUCAUGUUCAAUUUCAUAAGAUAAUUGGUCCUGAUCACUACUAUCAACGAAAUAAACAGCUCAAGUAUAGAUUCAAAGAAAUGAAAAAGAUCAUCGAUACUAUAUUUAAAAUAAAUAGUGGUGAAGUAGUCGAUAAUGUGUUCAAUCCAAAUUUCGAUUUACUUCAAUUUAAAAACAAACUGGAUGUUGAUAAUAUUGUUGGUUCUGGAUUUUCAUUUGGUGGAGCAACAGCUAUGUAUACAGCAGCAAAUGACAAACGAAUUAAAUCAUUGGUAAUUGUUGAUGGCUGGAUGUUUUCUUUAAAGUCAGAACCAAAUUUGAGUAUUGAACAAUCAAUUCUAUUUAUUAAUACUCACACCUUUCAUUUAGAAUCAAACAUAGCGAUUAUUAAAAAAUAUAUGGCUUCUAAUUCAUUUCGACAGUUAUACACUUUAAAAAAUACAACUCAUGAGAGCCCUACAGAUACUGCAUAUAUAUGGGGUCAUUGGCUGGAUUUAUUUAUGAUAAAAAAAAUGAAUUCCGAGACAGCAUUGAGAUUACAAAGUAGUCUCACCUUAAGAUAUUUAAAUGAUCGCAUGAAUUAUCCAGAAAAUGUUGAUGGUUUACAAAUUUAUAUAAAAGAACAUUCCGAUAAAAUCGUUAGUGAUACUAUAAAAUACUCAAAACGAGUGAAGAGAAAAAUGGGUAUUUGGUUUUGGUAAACUGAAUUAUAAUAAAAUAAACUAGAAAACUAUUUAAAUUAAUUUAAAUUAAUGUGAUAUAUGUGAUAAACAAAUGAACUUUGUAAAAUAAAUAGAAAAUUGUUUUUAAUUGUUA